CCGAGUAUUGAACAAUUGAUCAGAUGCUCGUCCAAAUUAUAACUGGAGGCUGAUUCUUACAUCACGUUUUUUAAGCGCUACCGGGUAGAAAAAUUGUACAAAACCAUUAACAGACGGAAGUUAAAUCAGCGCCCAUUGAGAUGCCAAAAACCGAUUUUAAUUAUAAGCGUAUGACAUUGGUUCAACUCCUUAUCAAUAUCGUGUUGGAGUUAUGAAAUCAUACAUCCAUCGAUGACUUAAUCGUGAAAUAAUACGCACCGAUAAAACGAAGUCAUUGUCUCCAGCGAAUAAAACCCGAAAGCCGUUGAGUAAACGUGCGAGUAAUCUGCUCAUUUCUUAUCUUCGAAAUAGAUUUGCCAACUCAAGUUUAAAUAAGAAAGCUGUACGUCAGUACAUUGGUCUCAGUUUGGCUGAUAGCUGUAAGUAAGGUAGUAGUGCUCAGCAUGAUGAUUAAUCGCGUGUUAAUAGUGCUCACUUCGGUAGUGUUUGCUUGCACUACCGGAGAAUUGCUUUGUUCGGAAGAGUUGUUUAACGGUUUGGGAGGAACCUUGCCUAAUCCAAGUUCUCCGUCAGAGUAUUCGAGAUGUGUAGAAGGUGCAGUGCAGACAGUUCCCUGCCCGAAUGGCCAGUACUUCGAUACACAUACGAGAAUGUGUUUGUUUGAGCGAGUUGCACAAGAAACCCGCAUGGAACAACCAUUCCAGUUUGAGGAACUGUGCAACAAUCCGAAUGCAGUGGAAGUUUUCCCCAAUCCAACGAACUGUUCACAGUACAUCAUCUGCUACGGAUUGGUGCCGAUCGAACAAAGCUGUACCAAUGGAUUGCUCUUCAACCCGCAGCUCAAUACGUGCGAUAUACCGAGCAAUGUGAUUUGCGGAUACAGCUGUCCGGCGGAAGAUGAUCCUUACAAUCCCGUAUGGCUACCGGAUUCCAGAUUAGAGGACUGUUCGAGGCAUUAUCUGUGUUUUCAAGGGAACCCACUCCAGUUCUACUGCUACAACAAUCUUUACUUUGACAUUGUAUCACGAACCUGCACCUAUCCACAAUAUUCGGCCUGCAGCGUACCCGAUGUGUACUGCAGCAUAAACGUGACCAUAAACGUUGCAAAUCCCAGAAGUUGUACGUCCUACUACGUAUGCGUGGAUGGUUUCCCUCACUUUAGAAACUGUGACUUUGGGGAGUAUUUUUCUGAGGAUCUCGGUAUGUGCAUUCCUGGCACAUGUCAACCGGGUACGACUACAACUGUUGGAUCUACUACAAACGAGCCAACCUCAACGACAGUUUCGUCCGGCACUACUCCUUCAUUCACGUCCACUACGGAUUUAAAUACUCCAACUACUGGUUUUACAUCCACAAUUGAACCAAUUACAACGAGUCCUUCGUUUACAACACCGGUGGAGAGUACGACCGUUUCUGAAACAACAAUGUCUCCUACUACUUCGGUCGAAUCGUCGACAACUGUUGAUUUUACAACCAUUCCAACAGUAACAGACUCGACCACCUUUGGCCCCACUACGCCUGAACUUACAACAAGUGGUGCGAUAACAACAACCGGAACUCCUACCAUGCCUUCAACUACACUAGAAACAACAUCAGAGCUUAGUACGGACUCCACUACCAUUGAGAUCAGCACACAAUCUUCGACCCAGGACUUUUCAACGACAACGACAGUGUCGUCUACUUCAGAAUUAACUGAAAGUACACCAGAAACAACGUCAGAGCUAAGUACGGAAUCCAGUACCAUUGAGAUCAGCACACAAUCUUCGACCGAAGAUAUUACAACGACAACAACAGUGUCGUCUACUUCGGAUUUAACUGAAAGUACACCAGAAACAACGUCAGAGCUUAGUACGGAAUCCAGUACCAUUGAGAUCAGCACACAAUCUUCGACCGAGGAUAUUACUACGACAACGACAGUGUCGUCUACUUCGGAUUUAACUGAAAGUACACCAGAAACAACGUCAGAACUAAGUACGGAAUCCAGUACCAUCGAGAUCAGCACACAAUCUUCGACCGAGGAUAUUACUACGACAACGACAGUGUCGUCUACUUCGGAAUUAACUGAAAGUACACCAGAAACAACUUCAGAACUAAGUACGGAAUCCAGUACCAUCGAGAUCAGCACACAAUCUUCGACCGAGGAUAUUACAACAACAACAACAGUGUCGUCUACUUCGGAAUUAACUGAAACAACUACUGUUGAGUUGACAACUACUACGACUGAGAUGGUUACCAUCGAUCCGAACGAAGUUUGUGCAGGACAGGGUAUUAUUAUUCUGCCCUACCCAGGUAACUGCUACAUGUACAUCGUGUGCAUCAGCGGAAUCGGUGGUGUAUCGACGUGCGCAGUAGGGGAAAUUUUUAACCCCGUCUCAGCCACCUGUGUGCCUGGCAAUCAAGAAACUUGCACCCUGUCCUAACGUAACCGCCACUUAAUCGAUCAUGCUUGAAUUUUCAAAUAAAGUGUGUUCAUAUGCAAUCGGUGAUCGAAAAUCCCAAAUCCAUGUUCAUUAUUAGAAAACAAGGUGCCGCUACAUUCUGUUUCGAACGUAGCACUAUUACGCGCAACUACUGUGGCGGUAUGUUUGGAAGCAAAUUUAUGGCUAUUCGUGAGCGUCGAACAUGUCGCCCAAUGUUUGCCCACCAGCAUACCCGAUCUUCCCAAUCCCGUCCGGAUGCAACCCGGUUUGCAUAAAAUGUCCAAAAAAUAUGCGCUACCGAAGAACAUUUGAAUAUCACUGUGAUUAUAAAUUUAUAUUCGGCGAAAGAAUGCCACAAAAAGGAGGGGAAUAAAUUUCAGCUCGACAACCAACUCGACGACCAGCCACGGUAAACUGCAACUACCCUUUCCGAACUACUUUCGCCACUUCCACCUCACCCGGUGUCACUCUGGCAUAGGUGUCUAUAUGGUUUUUGGGAUCUAUAUCCUUCCCAGUUCUGUCGCUUCAACAAUUUUACCACAAAAAGGGUUCUGUGUGUGUUAAGUACGAGGGCGUGUGAGAAAACCCUGCCAAGCGACGGUGAAAUGCGAAUGACGGUGGGUGUGCAAAAUAAUGUUGAAAUAUUUAUAUAAAUUUCAGAUUUUGUUUUUGUGUAUUUUAUUGAUAACGCAAACAUUGCAAACCCAUUCAUUCACGCCACCUACAACCGUUCGUUCCGGCUAGCGGGUUUGCUUGCGUUGUGUGCCUUGCGAAUACUCCCGGACCCAGAACCAGGCACCGAAUGCAAACGCGACAUCAGACAUCCAUUUCGCCUAGCCACAGUCACAUGUGCUGCACACGGCACGGGUUGCAAAUUCCCUUGGAUCUGCAUGUGGCUUUGCUCGUUCUGAUGGUAACCGGUAGAGAGAAAGAGAGAGAGCGAAGCUGGAAUAAAGAAAGCACACACAGAAGAAGCUUUUCGUUUCGACAAACGGGAGGAAUAUCGGAUAGUAUGUGCAUCGGAUGCAUGUUGACUUUUGGGAUGCUGUGUGUAUGUGCUUUUGCGGGGAUAGUGUUGAUUGGAAUUUAUGCCGUCUGAUACGAUGGGAAUCAGUCUCAUUCCCUCUCUCUUUCUCUCCUUCUCGGCUGAAUAGUGGAAUGUCACAACGUGACAAAGCGCCCUGACCAAAGAAACAAGCAUUGUGGAAGGGAGAUCCGAUUUUCAUCAUCAGGUGGCGAUAAAUAAAAGUGAUUGCAUCAUUUUUUCUCGGUCGAAAAAAAUCCACUACCUGAAAUCA
This is a messenger RNA of Anopheles funestus (African malaria mosquito), 3718 nucleotides long. RefSeq lists its product as uncharacterized. The record is from RefSeq and is a predicted model, not a curated record. The transcript is spliced from 2 exons. The coding region runs from base 444 to 2420 and encodes 658 amino acids. Gene Ontology annotation, cellular component: extracellular region. NCBI's taxonomy places the organism in Eukaryota, Metazoa, Arthropoda, Insecta, Diptera, Culicidae. Gene Ontology annotation, molecular function: chitin binding.